AAAAUUUAUGCGGCAACUGUGGCUCGAUUAUAUGUUGCAUAUCCAAAUCCUAAUAAAUGGGCUUAUUCUAAUAUUUGGGGUGCUGUUACAUUUCUAAAAGAUAAAAAGAAGCACUCUUAUUACAUUCGAAUUAUUGAUUUAAUUAAUCAUAAAGGCGUUAUCUGGGAACAAGAACUUUACGAUGGUUUUGAGAUUACGAAACAUACACCUUUCUUUUUUUCAUUUGCAACUGAUGAAUACAUGGCAGGUUUGUCCUUCACAGAUGUAGAUGAUGCAAAUGUAUUUUAUACAAAAAUAACAACAAGGGAGACUAUGGCUAGCACUAAAAAAAGAAAAGAAACGAGCGGUAAAAAACCCAAAGGAAAAGUAGAUAAAUCUCAGAUUGGUCUACCAUCUGAAUUUCGACAUUUAGGACAUAUUGGUUAUACACCUGAUAAAGGAUUUAGGGUACAAAAUACAGGACCUGAAUGGAAUGGUUUAUUUGAUCAGUUAAAAGACCUUGGUAUUUCACCACAAGAAAUACAUGAAAAUGAAGAUUUUAUAAAGGAAUUCGUAAAUGAAAGAGGAGGUCCUCCUCCUGCACCCCCUCCACGGCCCUCAAUGAAUAGUAAAACUCGAAUUCCACCACCACCACCACCACCUUCACGCAGACCUGCUCCUCCUCCUCCUAUUGGUGGUAAGACUUUUUUUUUUUUUUUUUUUUUUUUGCGUCAAUUUAGUAUAAAAAUAUUAAAGCUCAAAAUUUUAUAG
This is a messenger RNA of Cokeromyces recurvatus, 750 nucleotides long. RefSeq lists its product as uncharacterized. Gene Ontology annotation, biological process: actin filament organization. The transcript is spliced from 5 exons. The annotation marks the transcript as partial. NCBI's taxonomy places the organism in Eukaryota, Fungi, Mucoromycota, Mucoromycetes, Mucorales, Mucoraceae. The record is from RefSeq and is a predicted model, not a curated record.